Aspergillus oryzae RIB40 is the source of this 333-nucleotide messenger RNA. RefSeq lists its product as uncharacterized. The coding region runs from base 1 to 333 and encodes 110 amino acids. The record is from RefSeq and is a predicted model, not a curated record. Lineage: Eukaryota; Fungi; Ascomycota; Eurotiomycetes; Eurotiales; Aspergillaceae. The transcript is spliced from 2 exons.
AUGCAAGCUAUUCAUCUAUUAUGCUUGUCCUCCCCCCGUCGGCCCCGUCGGCUCCAUCAACGGGACGGAUUUGUCCCUCUCAACCCCGCUCGUCGGAACGGGUUUGUAGAACACCCCCACCGGACUGGAUCUUGGUAUCAAAAGUCGGGUCGGAACCCCCACAUUGCUGAUCUUGGUGCUGUUGUUGCCGUUGGGCAAGCUUCUGCGGAGGUGGGGAUGAAUGUCCGUGGUGUUUGUAGUACUCUGCAGUCUUCUCGCCAUACCUAUUUGUUAAACCUCCACGCCAUGUUGCUCCUACAAGCUGGGAUACCUGCCGAUCAUGUUUCUGGAUAG